This is a messenger RNA of Cuscuta epithymum, 3100 nucleotides long. The record is from the annotation of a GenBank genome assembly. Lineage: Eukaryota; Viridiplantae; Streptophyta; Magnoliopsida; Solanales; Convolvulaceae.
GCCGGAUGGCCGUAAUGUGGUCGCGAAUUUGGAAGGGACCUACACUCGAGGAACCUGAUUGGAGUCGGUGAACGACGAGAUGGGCUCUUUUAUUUUCGUGGAUCUUCUACCGUGCAUGCCGUUACUGUGAAGCCUGUGACAGAGUUUUAAUUAUGGCAUCGAAGGUUAGGACAUCCAUCAGACCGUGUAAUCAAGUUACUUCCCGUUAUUCGUGCUAGUUCCGCCAUUAAGAAACUAAAUCACGCUUGUGAGGUAUGUCCACAAGCUAAACAAGUUCGUGAUUCUUUCCCUAAAAGUGACAACAAAGCUAGUGGUAUUUUGGAAUUAAUCCACUGUGAUUUAUGGGGGCCUUACAAAACGCCCUCUACUUGUGAUGCUGUCUAUUUUUUGACUCUGGUUGAUGAUUUUUCCCGAGCUGUCUGGGUUUAUUUAUUGCGCGAUAAAAAGGAGGUUUGUCAAUCCUUUAUAUCCUUUAUGGCUAUGAUUGAAAAACAAUUCGGUCGCUCGGUGAAAAUUGUUCGUAGUGACAACAGGACUGAAUUCAAGGGUUUAAUUCCCUAUUUCGACGCUAAUGGUAUUAUUUUUCAGACCUCUUGUGUUCACACACCCCAACAAAACGGGAGGGUAGAACGAAAACAUCGACAUAUUUUAAAUGUGGCGCGCGCACUGAUGUUUCAAGCUAAUAUUCCUAUUUUUUUGUGGGGAGAAUGUGUUUUGACUGCUGUUCAUGUGAUUAAUCGUACACCAUCUGGAUUACUUGGGGGAAAAACACCUUAUGAGGCGUUGACUGUCCACGUUCCAGACCACUCUCACUUAAGAGUGUUCGGGUGCCUAUGCUUUGUUUAUGAUCACAGAGCCAAGAAUGAUAAAUUUGCACCGCGUAGUAGAAAGUGUGUUUUUGUUGGUUAUCCUCAUGGCAAGAAGGGUUGGAAAGUGUAUGAUUUUGCUACAGGAGACAUUUUUGUUUCUCGGGAUGUGUUAUUUCAUGAACAUGAGUUUCCUUUUCCCAAAGCACCUACUGAUGAGGAUGUUUCUGAGGCAGUUCCCACGGCACCAUUGAUAGAUGAGGACUUGCCAUCCUCCUCCAUUGAGACACACACCUCCCCUACCGCGACAUUAUCUUCAUCAGCUGAGGCUGGGCAAUCUCAGGAUGGGGAGGCCGAGCCUAUCAUCUCUCUAGGCCGCGGAUUGCGUGAAAAGCGAACAUCGGUUUUGCUUCGCGACUUUGUGACACAUCACGUGCAACACUUGAGCCCAUCUCCGUCUCCACCUGGCUCGACUUGUUCCUCAGGUAUGUCCUAUCCUAUAGCUCAUUUUGUAUCAUGUGAUCGGUUUUCUGCCCGGCAUCGGGCAUUUCUUGGUGCUAUUACAGCAGGAAUGGAGCCACACUCAUUCCGCGAGGCAAUGACUGAUCCAGGGUGGUGUGCUGCCAUGCAAAGUGAAAUCAAGGCUCUGGAAGAUAAUCAUACCUGGGAUAUGCAGCCCUUACCCCCGGGCAAGAAGGCACUUGGGAGUAAGUGGGUGUAUAAAAUUAAAUAUCACUCUGAUGGUACGGUGGAACGACUCAAAGCUCGACUUGUUGUGUUUGGUAAUCAUCAGGAGGAAGGCAUUGAUUAUACGGAGACGUUUGCUCCUGUUGCGAAGAUGGUGACCGUGCGGGUCUUUCUCGCAGUCGCCGCGGCUAGGAAUUGGGAACUACAUCAGAUGGAUGUACAUAAUGCUUUCCUCCACGGCGAUUUAGAGGAGGAAGUGUACAUGAAACUUCCACCUGGAUUUCGAACCUCACAGCCUGGUCUGGUAUGUCGUCUCCGAAAAUCUCUUUACGGGCUGCGACAAGCUCCCCGGUGUUGGUUUGCGAAGCUUGCUGCUUCACUUCGGAAAUAUGGCUUUACUCAGUCUUACUCCGAUUAUUCUCUAUUUACGUGGUGCAGAGAUAAUAUUAGCUUGCAUGUUCUUGUCUAUGUGGAUGAUUUGAUCAUUGCAGGAAAUGACUCGGAUGCUAUCACUGCAUUUAAACAUUAUUUGCAUACUUGUUUUCAUAUGAAAGACUUGGGGCACCUUAAGUACUUUCUUGGUGUUGAAGUUGCACGUAGUGCUGUGGGAAUUUAUUUGUGCCAACGUAAGUACACCCUGGAUAUCAUAUCGGAGGCUGGACUCCUUGGAGCUAAACCUGCCUCGUUCCCUAUGGAACAACAUCACGGUCUAGCUCUUGCUAAUGGAGAACUUUUGGCCGAUGCAGAGCCAUACAGGAGGUUGGUCGGGCGACUUAUUUACCUCUCCUUUACUCGUCCUGACGUCGCCUAUGCUGUCCAUAUACUCUCCCAAUUUAUGCAGGCACCGUGCCAAGAACAUUGGCAUGCGGCUCUUCGUGUGGUUCGGUAUCUUAAGGGAUGCCCUGGACAGGGUAUUCUUCUCUCUUCAUCGUGUGAUUUGCUUCUUUCUGGAUGGUGUGACUCAGACUGGGCUAGCUGUCCUCUUACGCGACGUUCUCUUUCUGGAUGGGUUGUUUUUCUUGGUAGCUCCCCUAUUUCUUGGAAGACCAAGAAACAACAUACUGUGUCCCGAUCCUCUGCCGAAGCAGAAUACCGUUCCAUGGCAUCUAUUACUGCAGAACUCAAAUGGCUUAAGGGUCUUCUUCUUAGUCUCGGCGUUGUCCAUUCUCGUCCCAUGACUCUUAUGUGUGAUAGCAAGUCUGCUAUUGAUAUUGCACAAAACCCGGUAUUUCAUGAACGGACAAAGCAUAUUGAAGUUGACUGUCACUAUGUUCGUGACGCUUUGCAGGAUGGGUUGCUCACUACUCACCAUGUUUCUACGCACGAUCAGCUCGCGGAUAUAUUUACCAAGGCGCUUGGAAAGAACCAAUUUCUUUAUCUUCUUCGCAAGUUAGGCAUUUGUGAUCUGCAUGCUCCAACUUGAGGGGGAUGUUGAACCAAUAUGGGCUUGUAUAAUUUUUAUUUUGUCAUUAGCUGUAUUUAGCUCUUUUCUCACUGGUAUGGGCCGAGUAACCCAGGGCUUACAUAUUGUGUAUAUAUACACUUCUCAUUAUCAAUGUAAAGACACGAAAAUUCUCCUCAUAAUUAUUUUAGAAUCUCAAAUUUAU